Suillus clintonianus is the source of this 1106-nucleotide messenger RNA. RefSeq lists its product as uncharacterized. The record is from RefSeq and is a predicted model, not a curated record. Bases 126 to 1049 code for a protein of 307 amino acids. The transcript has 8 exons. NCBI's taxonomy places the organism in Eukaryota, Fungi, Basidiomycota, Agaricomycetes, Boletales, Suillaceae.
UUACUGGUGUUUCGUACCAGGUCUCGCAGGAGUACAAAUACCAGACGAAUCGCAGGUGCUACCAGGUCCCUCAUCAACACAUUCCACACAUUCACAACAUCACUAGAUUCUACCAGAGCUGCAUCAUGUUUUCCUUCUGGAAGAUUUUCUAUCCCUCGCGCGAGCAGAUCAUCGCCAAUAUAGAUACCUCGCGCGAGCAGAUCAUCGUCGCCGAUAUAGAUACCUCAGGCCCGCGCAAGCGGAUCAUCGCCGAUAUAGACAGCCUCCUCGAUGUUAUCCUUAAACUCCUUAAGGCCAACUUGGACACCCUGUCCGAGGAGGCACGCUUGUCUUUUAUGGAUGAAUAUGACAGUCUUGCAGAUGCUCGUACUCGGAUGAACAAGGGCACAGAUACGAGUACGUUGACCGAGGCACUCGACGAGUGCGAGACGUUGAAGAUGAGGAUAGAGAACUAUUUUUCACGACGUUUACAGACAGCGUGCAGGAAAUGCCUGGCGGAUGAAAUAAGAAGAGGGCCAGUUCCAGUAGCUAGUAUAGCGGCCGCUGGAUCUACCAAUACAUCUAUUGCACUGGUUGACACCGAUUCAUCCAACAGGAUCACUCGAUCUGAUUCCGCUAUGACAAUUGGUACUGGCUACUCUUUAGCUACCACAGAAAGUUUCGUCUCCGCCAAUAAUUAUGCACCCCGUCAGACGACCUCGAGCAGCUCUGCAGCGUCCAUGCAGGAAAGUUAUGUUCCGCCUGUCAACAACAAAGACUGCAUGAUAUUUGGCCGAGGCUCAUUCGCCGCCGGGUCACCCACAUUCAACCUCGACUCCGAUGACGCAACUGGAGCAACCACAUUCGUGACUAAUAAAUCGUCUGCCAGACUGCCAAGACAGCGACGCCCGUUCGCAGGUGCUUACCAGCCGCAGGCGACUCAUACCACGACGCGUCAAAAUUGCAUGUAUUUCGAACCUGGCACGGAGGUGGUGGGUAGCCCGACCUUGAACAUCCGGUCAGCGCGUGCUACUGGUACCAUCGAACAAGUCAUUACUCGCCACUCAUAAUCGUGGACUUGAACACUAUUGAACAAGCCGUGUUCAAUGGCUCACUCCUGACACUUG